This is a messenger RNA of Pantherophis guttatus, 3311 nucleotides long. RefSeq names its product IL2 inducible T cell kinase (gene ITK). NCBI's taxonomy places the organism in Eukaryota, Metazoa, Chordata, Lepidosauria, Squamata, Colubridae. Gene Ontology annotation, molecular function: protein tyrosine kinase activity; protein binding; ATP binding. Gene Ontology annotation, biological process: intracellular signal transduction; protein phosphorylation. The record is from RefSeq and is a predicted model, not a curated record.
UCCUGGAAUUUGGAUCAUUACAUGCUGGCAAUGAAUAACUGUGUUCUUCUGGAAGAAGAACUGAUCAAAAAAUCUCAGCAAAAGAGAAGAACCUCCCCUUCCAACUUUAAAGUUCGAUUCUUCGUCUUAACAAAAUCAAGACUGGCAUAUUUUGAACGUCGGCCUGGGAAAAAAACAAUUCUAAAGGGUUCAAUUGAGUUAUCCAAGAUUAAAUGUGUAGAACUUGUAAAAAGUGAUGUCCCAGUUCCAUGUCACUAUAAAUAUCCUUUCCAGAUUUUUCAUGACAACUAUAUGCUCUACAUCUUUGCCCCCAACUUAGCAAGCUGCCAGAAAUGGGUCAUGGUUCUGAAAGAAGAAACUAGGAACAACACCACUUUGGUGUCAAAGUUUCACCCAAAUUUCUGGAUAGAUGGACGAUGGAGAUGUUGUGCUCAGCUAGAAAAGAUGGCAACAGGCUGCAUGGAGUAUAGUCCAGCCAAGACUGCCUCUAGUAAACCUCUACCACCUACACCGGAGAAUAACAUGAAAUUAUCACUAGAUACCAAGGAAUCUUCAGUAGUUGCCAUUUAUGAUUAUAUUGCUCAGAAUCCUCAGGAACUGACAUUACGAUGCAAUGAGGAAUAUUAUGUUAUUGAUAACUCCGAAGUCAAUUGGUGGUUGGUUCAGGAUAAAAAUGGGCAUGGAGGAUAUGUGCCAAGCAGCUACAUAGUAGCAAAUUCACCAGAUAAUCUUCAAAUAUAUAACUGGUACAACAAGAAUAUCAGCCGAAACAAAGCAGAAACAAUGCUCAGGGAAGAGUAUAAAGAAGGAGCCUUCAUGGUGAGAGACUCAAGGCAGCCUGGCACCUAUACAGUCUCUGUCUUCACAAAAACAUUAAACAAUGACAAUAGCCCUGUUAUAAAGCACUAUCACAUCAAGGAGACCAGUGACAAGCCCAAGAGGUAUUACUUGGCAGAGAAACAUGUUUUUGAUUGUAUUCCGGAAUUGAUCAAUUAUCAUCAGUAUAAUGCAGGAGGUCUUGUUACUCGGUUGAGGUAUGCCGUCUCCUCCUGGAGAGCAAAAGCUCCUGUUACAGCUGGAUUAAGUUAUGGCAAAUGGAUUAUUAAUCCGCAAGAACUAACAUUUGAACAGGAGAUUGGUGUUGGCGAGUUUGGCGUGGUUCAUCUUGGCAACUGGCUUGAUCGGAUGAAAGUGGCCAUAAAGACAAUUCGCACAGGAACAAUGUCAGAAGAAGACUUUAUUGAAGAGGCCCAGGUCAUGAUGAAACUAUCUCAUCCCAAAUUGGUCCAGUUACAUGGGAUAUGCAUGCAAAAUUCUCCUAUAUGUCUAGUAUUUGAGUUCAUGGAGUUUGGAAGUUUAUCUGAUUACCUGAAGAAGCAACGUGGAAGCUUAUCAAAGGAAGACCUUCUUGGAAUGUGUCAAGAUGUGUGUGAGGGAAUGGCUUAUCUUGAGGAGGCAUCUGUCAUUCAUAGAGAUCUGGCUGCUCGGAACUGUUUGGUGGGAGAAUUUCAAGUUGUCAAAGUGUCAGAUUUUGGAAUGUCACGGUAUGUUCUUGAUGAUCAAUAUACCCCCUCCACGGGUACUAAAUUCCCCAUCAGGUGGUCAGCACCAGAGGUCUUUUCCUAUAACCGCUAUAGCACUAAAUCGGAUGUAUGGUCAUUUGGAGUAUUGAUGUGGGAGGUAUUCACUGAAGGCAAAAUUCCUUAUGAGAAUCGGACAAAUGCUGAGGUGGUACAAGAAGUCAGUGCUGGCUUCCGUUUGUAUAAACCCAGAAUUGCUUCCAAUACCAUUUAUAAACUUAUGCAACAUUGUUGGAAUGAGAAGCAAAACGACAGACCGCCUUUUUCUCACCUGCUCUACAACCUCAAUGAAAUUUCUGAUUCUGAUCAUUAAGUAUUAGUGGUUUUGAGAAGAUACAAAAAUAUACAUUUUUGUAAUCAUUGGGCAAAUAUAUUCAUCAUCUACAUCUUGAAGGAGCAACCCAACUGCCAUUGAGAUACUAAGAAGACUCUUGGCCUUCUGAAAGAAUUGAGACCCAAGAAAGUGGAUAGUACAAGAUACAGAAAAGCAGUCUGGUGUGCUGUUCCCAUGCCUGUUUCCAUUUAAUGGAAUUAUGAUGAUAGAGAUGAUAAUGAUAACAAUAGCAAUAAUAAGCUGAAGAGAUCUGUUAGAGCCUAACAUGGGCUGCAGUGAAAUAAGGCCUUGCAUCAGAUGGAUUUCCCUUCUGAUUUUUCCUAUCAGUUAUAAAUGGCUUCAAGAUACAUUGGAUCCCUCAUUCACUAAUUACUCUCUUAUGGACAGAUUCAGGAGAUACCUGAACUGAAGUACAGCUGAAUACAUUAUCUGAGACCAGUUGAAGCUUUUUAUUAAUUUGGAAAUUUUGAAAGACAGACAUUGAGCUUUUUGCCUAGAAAGAAAAGGUGGAAGAUUGUAAAUAAAUGACUAAUAGUUGCAACUUUCAAUCAACAAUUAAAGAUUUUACCCCAAAAUGAUCUUUUUUUUCUAGGGCUAAUCACCAUUGUUUGAUUGGUGUAAUUAUUUUUAUGCAAAAAAAAAAAAAAGUUGAUAACUCCCACAGAUAUGUUGUGUUUUUUUCUGAACCCAAAUUUAGUUUUCUUAAGCUAAAGUUCAUUAUAUGUUUUUUGUCAGUUUCAUCAAAAGUUGCCACGAAUAUAUAGAGGAAUUCUGGUACAUCUUCUAUAUAUUUUGGGAUUUUGAAUAAUGCAUGGUGUAAUUUACACACACACACACACACACACAUCAAUUACACCAUGCAUUAUUUUUCCUAAUUUUAAAUUAUGAAUUAGUUCCUUGCAGGUAUAUUUGUAGUAGUAUCACAGCUUCAUAAAAUAUUAUAUUUAUUAAUAAAGGAUUUUUCCUUAGUGGCAUUGAAUUGAUAUAAAACUGUGCCAAAGCAGGUUUACUAAAAUUCUUUGUUUAUUAACCAUUUUGGAGGGGAUGUACACUUCUUUAUCCUAAAUAUUUUAGGGAUGGUUUAAAAUGAUUGAAUUCUGUUUGAAAGGGAUUGCUAUUGAAGGAUUUUGUAGAUAAUUGCUGUAUGUUUUAUAUUAUGCUUAUACUUUAAAAGUGUUAUCCAUUUUCAGUAUUCAGUAUAUGUUUUUACGCCAGAAAAUAAAUAAUGGUUUUAUACAUAUUUAUAAAAUGUGACAGUGUAGAUGUGCACUUAAAAGUCAUCUGUAUAAUGUUUUAAUUCUCUUAAUGAAUAAUUCUAAAGUAGGAAAUUUUAAAAUAAAUGACGUGACGUUCAAGUUAUGUAUGUAAAGUGCACUGUUAAAUAAAAUGUUCCUGAU